This is a messenger RNA of Branchiostoma belcheri (Belcher's lancelet), 4534 nucleotides long. RefSeq lists its product as uncharacterized. Bases 186 to 3923 code for a protein of 1245 amino acids. The record is from RefSeq and is a predicted model, not a curated record. NCBI's taxonomy places the organism in Eukaryota, Metazoa, Chordata, Leptocardii, Amphioxiformes, Branchiostomatidae. The transcript has 23 exons. Gene Ontology annotation, molecular function: metallopeptidase activity.
UGAAUACACAACACAUGAGUCGACACAGAGGUCAAACAUAAAUUCUUGUCCCGACGUUUUUAAGAGCUUAGUUUAGCCCCGGAAUGGGACAACUCACACUCCAGUUGAGUCAAGCCAAGUCUAGCGUUACUAUAAAUAUCACUUGAUUAACCACUUUUAGGAGUUAGAGCCCUGCUACAACAAUCAUGGCGACCGAUGCUGUGUCUGUCACACCCAGAAUUCUACUGCUGUUUACAUGCCUGUUCUUUGCCUUGGGAGGGCAGGCAGUUAUAGAACCUGUUGAGGUUAAAGACGUCGCGAUUCUGCCCGGCACUCUACUUUAUGCUGGAGAAACCGCCACGCUAUACUGCAUCAUCACCGGAAGUGGUCACCCCGUCCCCACCGUCACCUGGUCCCGGCAGUCCGGUGCACUUCCGGCUGGCGCGGAGGCCGACGGGAGCGCGGCGAGCCUGACACUGCGGAACGUGGUAGCGGAUGACAGCGGGGUUUACGUCUGCACGGCGGACAACCACGUUGGCAGACCCGCAACGGGAAACAUCUCAAUCGUCGUCUGCCCGGACCUGCCGGACCCGGAGACUUGCGGGGACAGUAACCCCAGCUGCCUGAGCUGGGCGAAGUCGGGAGAAUGCGAAAGUAACCCUGGGUGGAUGCACCCGAACUGUAAACUCAGCUGCGGCAUCUGUAUUCCGGGUCUGCCCCUGGAGUGCUUAAAUCGGGGCCGAGGGCGCGCACUGGACACCUGGGAGUGCAAUGACGUCACGAAUGUCCCGGAUGGCGUCCGAAACUCCCUGUCGUUGGACAACUUUUACCAGAAAUAUCUCCAUGCGUACGGCAUCCCCAUCCUCGGCUCCUCCAUCGUGCCGGACGAGGCCAUCCGGAGAGCGUGUUACGAUGUGCUGUUCCUGUUAGCGGACAGAAAGGACCUGAGGGACUCGUACUAUAACUUCAACGGCAGGGCCGCCAUCAUGGCGCAAACUGAAGUGACGCUGGACAUUCCUGAGCAUUCUGACCUAGACGUAUCGUACAACACGCGGGCCAGAGGCCUGGGCGCCACCGUGGCCAGACCCGUGUCCACCGGGGCUGAGGAAAACGUCCUCUGCUAUACUUCAGACAGGUACAAGAGUGAAGACAUCUUCCUACACGAGUUCUCCCACGGGAUAGACCUGCUGGGAGCUCGCCAGGUGAUCCCGGGCUGGCGGUCACGUCUGCAGGCCGCCUACAACAGCGCCAAGGCCGCCGGGCUGUGGCAGAACACGUACGCUGACGACACCAUCGACGAGUACUUUGCCGAAGGUGAGCAGAGCUACAGAAGCUGGUUUGUUACACUGAGGCUCGAUUAUAACGGUUAUAUAGAUACAGAAUCUGAUACAGACAUAGAAUGCGACCGCGUCUUAACUCGAGUCUUGCCGGGCUGUGGCAGAACACGUACGCUGACGACACCAUCGACGAGUACUUUGCCGAAGCCAGACACGUACGCGGACGACACCAUCGACGAGUACUUUGCCGAAGGUGUGCAGGGUUAUUUCGACGUGAACGCACAGAGUCUACGGCCCAACGGGAUCCACAACCACGUGAACAACCGGACGGAGCUGCAGCAGUACGACCCCGGCCUGUAUCGCCUCAUCAGGGAAAUCUUCCCCUGCGGAAACACGCUCGUCAAGCGCUGCGAUCCAGACUACCAGAACACCCGCUUCCGGUUCAACUGCUUCGCGGAGGGCCGCCAGCGUGACGUCAUCACCGGAAACAGGGCUUUUGGGAUGACGGACAGACCGACGACAACCAUGAAACCUUCCACUAUGGCAGCCGCGACGGGUGGAGACACAACCACCAAAAGCACACCCAGGAAGCCUCCCACCAAACGCACACCACGUUUCCAGGAGUCACGUACUACCGACAAGCCGAUUUCUGCAGUGGCUCCGGACAUAGAGUUAAUCUCCGCCUGGCCUUCACCGGACCUGUACUACCUGGAGACCCUGACCCUGACGUGUUACGGCGGCGGGGACCCGGCACCGACCUACACCUGGACGCUAGACUCGGGCCCGGUGCCGGCCCGGGCCGUAGUGGACACGGCCGCCGGCACACUGACCCUGGCGGACGCCACCGACGCCGACGGCGGAGUGUACACCUGCACGGCCGACAACGGCGUGGGCACCGCCGCUACGCUCGACGUCACCGUGGUGGGAUGUCCUGACAUUUCUACCUGCACAGACAGCAACUCCUACUGCCCCAGCUGGGCGAGGGAUGGAGAGUGUGAAAGCAACCCGGGCUACAUGCUCUCCGCCUGUCAACUCAGCUGCGGCGUAUGUUUCCCAAACCUGGGCGCCCAUUGCACCAACACCCGCCGUGGCCGCUCCUGGGACACGUGGGAAUGCUAUGACGUCACGACCGUCCCGGAUGACGUUCGGAGCGACCUUAGUCUGGACACAUUCUACCAGAAAUAUCUCCAUGCCUACGGUAUCCCCAUCCUUGGCUCUUCCAUCCUACCGGAUGACGCCCUCCGGAGAGCGUGUUACGACGUGCUGUUCCUGUUAGCGGACAGAAAGGACGUGAGGGACUCCUACUAUAACUACUAUGGCAGGGCCGCCAUCAUGGACGAUACUGAGGUGACGCUGGAUAUUCCUGAGCAUUCCGACCUUGAUGCAGCGUACAACGCGCGGGCCAGAGGCCUGGGCGGCACUGACGCCAGACCUGUGUCCACCGGGGCAGAGGAAAACGUCCUCUGCUUCAGCAAUGACUCGUACCGUGUUGAAGACAUCUUCAUCCACGAGUUUGCCCACGGACUGGACAUCCUUGGCGCCCGGAAGGUCGUUGGUGAUUUCGAAACCCGCCUGCAGACAGCUUACGACGACGCCCUGGCCAAUGGACUGUGGGCGAACACUUACGCGGACGACACCAGGGACGAAUACUGGGCCGAGGGUGUGCAGAGCUUCUUCAACGUGAACCAUGAGAGGGAUCCGCCCGACGGGAUCCACAACCACGUCAACACCCGCACAGAGCUUCAGGCGUACGACCCCGACCUCUACGCCAUCAUAGAGGACAUCUUCCCGUGCGGGAACUUCCCCGUCAAGCGCUGCGUCAGGGACUAUGCCAGCUACACGCUGAAGAUGGACUGCUUCUCUGCGAACCAUCAGAGGCUCACUGUGGUGGGGAAUGCCGUCUGGGGUGAUGCUUUCACAACCACUCCUGCCUCACAAGGUACAACACUGACACCAGCUGCAAGCACACCGACAGUGAGCCAGACACCAACAGUGAGCCAGACGCCCGCUGUUAGCACACCAACAACUCGUACAGCAAGCAUCGCUCCACAGUCCACAGGUUCCACUCCUACAGUGUCGUUGGCCCAGUCAUCUACAGUUACAACUCCAACUCCAACUCAGUCAUCUACAGUAACUCCAACUCAAUCAACUCCAACUCCAACUGUGACAUCGAGAGCAACCACAACAACACCUGCCCAGUCCACAGGAACAACACCUACGGUGGGGCAGACUCCUAGUGUGAGCACACCUAGUGUGAGCACAUCUAGUGUGAGCACACCUAUAAUUGUGAGCACACCAACAGUUUCGACUUCAAGAUCAACAACAAGGAUAACCAGCACUGAAGCACAAUCAACAUCAGGUACAACACCUACGGUGGGGCAGACUCCUACUAGUAGUUUGAGCACACCCACAGUUUUGACUUCAAGAUCAACAACAAGGAUGGCCAGCACUGCAUCACAGUCGACAUCAGGUACAACACCUACGGUGGGGCAGACUCCUAGCGUGAGCACACCUACUGUGAGCACACCAACUUUGAGCACACAGACAGUUCUGACUUCAAGAGCAACAACAAGAGUGGCCAGCACCAUGGCACAGUCAUCAGCAGGUUAUAAUCUGAGUUUUACAGAUCAUAUCUGUGCCAGAUCACACCGGACUCCCGUACAUUGAACUGUAAUCUUGUCUUGUUCCUGUUCGUACUAUCUUUUGUACAUGUUAAGCACUUACAAAUGGAUAAUAUACAAUGGACAAACAUCAUCAAACCUGCACAUUUACGAAGCUCUACCAACAAAUCAAGCAUCUAACAAAAGCAUAUUAAGUAACUAGCCAAGCAACCAACCCAUCUAUCCACACACCAACGAACAAACCAACAACCAAGCAAUCAACCAAACAACCCACCAUUCAAUCUACUAAUCAAGCAAGCACUCAACUCUUCACCUACAUGUACACGUACAAAAUGUCUGAAGAUCUGUCCUGUGGUAGGUUUGACACCAUCAGUGGCCCAGGAGUCUACAUCUACAGCAACAACACCAACUUUGGGGUCCUCAUCAAGAGCGGGAACAAGUACAGCUCAGUCAUCAGGUUUGACCAUUUGUCCACGGGCCAGAUUCACACUGAUAGUGAUAAUGGUGGCACCUGCUUUUUUGGGUCCACUAUUAUAAUAGCAUCUCACAUGUAGUGAAAAUAGAUCAACUGCACUGUCCGUGGUGAUGAACUAAGGGUUGGGUUACGGAUUAUUCAUCUUAAAGCUUUUGUAGCGAUGGUGGUGGCGGCCCAAUGUA